GCCGCAAAGGCCCAGCCCGAAAGUUGGCGCUGAGUCACCCGGUACUGCGCAAAUGGGAUGAAAAACAUCGCGUCCUUUUGCUGUAGGAUGUCGCUCACUGCAGAUACUCCAGAACCCUCUGGACGCAAUCCGCGUCAGAGGAUUGUCAGGCACACUGUGUCGUGUGCCCUAGGACGACCCUGCUCGCGGAGGGAGGUUGGGCCAGAUGAUGAUCCCACCGAGCCGACCUAUUCUGUGAUUCUGUAAUGGAUCCUGGUUGUGAAACUAGUGUUUGCCUGAUCCACAUGGUGCCCUUGGCUUCUUACUGCCAAGAACCUUAAGCCAAGUACUAAACACAUUCCAAAAAGAUAGUGACAAGCUGGGGCACAGGGGCAAGGUGAAGGGAGAAGGCUGUCAGUGCAGUGUUACUGAUAUUUUGCCUCUCUCCUUGAAAAUAUAUUAAUAAAUCAAACGUAUCCAGGCCAUCAAUCAGUCCAGAAAAUACUGAAAUUAAGCCUUUGCUCUAAACAUAGGCACUAGGACAGUGCCCUAAGAUGCUGGACUUUAGGAAGAGCACUAGACAGGAGAGAAGAGGUAAAUCCGUUCUCAGGUUUCCUUGAAACCAUGACUUUACUGCCCUCCAACUACCUCAGGAAUGAGACAAUGGGAAUGCUCGUUGGCAUUUUCUGGAAUAUGCAGAAUUCAGACCUGGGCGAACAGAGCUCUGAAUUAAAAGGAGGUGAAAUAAACAUAUCGAUUUUAACAGGCUUCAAAACAAGGUACAGGUAUGCAUAAAACACAAAAAAAGGCUAGUUUUUGGAGUGAAUUUUGAACUCCAACAAUCUUGGAAUGGACAACUUCUUUGAAUGAUUGUAUAAGGCCAACCUUCAUCCAGGACAAGGAGCACCCAAAUAAAGACCUUGAUCCAGGCUCUCUAUGUAGCAGACUCCCUCCUGAUAUUAUCAGCACAGUGAUCAAUGCCAAUCAAUCAAUGCCAAAUUCAGUUCAACAAACCCCUGUUAAGAGAAAGCCUGGAUGUUCAAUGGAAAACUGUCCCAUGAGAAUUGGGAAUACCUUUUUAGUAUCUAAAAGAAGAAACUUAUUUUCUGCACCUGAUUCCAUCAUAGAGCAUUUUUCAUGCAAUGUUCAGCACUGAAAUACUAAGUUCAAAAACUGCACCAGGACCAUCCAUACACACAAGAUGAUUAGGGAGAUAACCUUCAGCCUGGGAAGACAUGUGUCCUCCAUGGCACGUGGGGCCACCCAGAUGAGAAGACUUCUGCAUGGUGGUUAUGUCAGGAUUCAUCCCUCUGUACAGGAAGCUCUGGUGGAAGGGAGACCCGUUGUAGCCUUGGAAAGCACCAUCAUUACACAUGGCAUGGCGCAUCCUCUGAAUUUGAGCAUGGCCAGAGAGGUGGAAGAAAUUGUGAGAACAAAUGGAGCAGUGCCAGCCACUGUAGGUAUUUUAAGGGGCCAAAUCCACGUGGGACUCACAGAUGAGGAACUCGAGUUCUUGGCAAGCAGUAGAAAUGCAGUUAAAGUGUCUCGCAGAGAUUUUCCUUUCGUCCUCAGCCAGGGCUUGUCCGGUGGCACUACUGUGUCUGGAACAAUGAUCGCGGCACACAAAGCAGGAAUUCCUGUGUUUGUGACAGGUGGCAUAGGAGGUGUCCAUCGGGAUGGGGAGAACACUCUGGAUGUGAGUGCUGACUUGACAGAGCUGGGACGAACGCCGGUGGCUGUUGUAUCUGCAGGAGCCAAGUCUAUCCUUGAUAUUGGCAGGACACUGGAAUAUCUGGAGACUCAGGGUGUGUGUGUGGCUGCCUUUGGAGAAUCAAGAGAGUUCCCAGCCUUCUUCUCACGCCAGAGUGGCUUCCAAGCACCAUACCAUGUCCGAGAUGAAGAGGAGGCAGCUAAACUCAUUGACAGUGCUCUGGGGCUGGGCCUGAGCAGCGGGGUGCUGAUAGCAGUGCCCUGUCCCCGGGUGCGAGCUGCCGAGGGCCAGGCCAUCGAAGAGGCCAUCCAGCAAGCUCUCAGCCAAGCCAGAUCCAAAGGAAUCACAGGCAAAGAAGUGACCCCCUUUUUGUUACAGAAGCUCACAGAAUUAACUGAUGGGAAAUCGUUGGACUCUAACCUUGCACUGAUCCAGAACAAUGCCAGAGUGGGCAGCUGCAUUGCAGUGGCCCUCAGCAAGCUACAGAAAGCCAGAAGGAAGGGGAGCCAGCCUGGGCGAAGGGACAUGACCACACCUCAACCAGUGGUGAUUGGCGGUAUCAACGUUGACUUUAUAGCCAAGGCACAGAACGCUGAGAUCCUGGGUGUUGGGCAAACAAAUGCUGGAAGAGUGAGACGAACCUUUGGUGGUGUUGGAAGGAACUUGGCAGACUGCUUAAGCCGUCUUGGACAAGCUCCUCUCCUUUUAUCAGCUGUGGGGAAGGAUGAGCAUUUAGAAUCUGUCCUGCACUACUGCCACCACAUGGACAUGAGUGGUGUCCUUCAGCUGGAGGGGAAGAGCACAGCCACUUACUGUGCUGUGGUCACCAGUGCUGGGGAGCUCAGCGUUGGCUUGGGAGACAUGGACAUCCACCACCAGAUAACAGAGCAAUAUGUGUCCCAGUUCAAGGAGAACCUGUGUCAGGCCCCACUUGUUUGCAUUGAUGGAAAUGUGCCUCUCUCCACUAUUCAGUACGUCUGCCAACUAGCUAGAGAGCACCAGCUAGCAGUGUGCUAUGAGCCAACAGAUGAGAACAAGGCCUCUAAGCCAUUCCUCUCAGACAGCUGGAAAGCACUCACAUACAUUUCCCCCAACCUGCAAGAGCUGAGAGCAAUAAAUCGGACCCUUGGGAACCCUCUGCCAGCAGAGCUGCCGUCCAGGUUGGAGGAUGUUGUCCAGGCUGCAGUGGCCCUGGCCUGCCCUUUGCUGGCCCACCUGCACUGCGUGGUGGUGACCCUCGGCGCUCAUGGCAUCCUCCUGUGCGGCAAGAGUCUGGGAGGGAGCAUCUCCCUUUAUCCAGGGGCUCAUGAUCAGGCUGCUGCUGCCAGGCUCUGUGCUGCCCACUACCCCGCCAUCCCCAUCAGCAGGGAGGAGAUAGUCAACGUGUCAGGAGCUGGUGACAGCUUAAUGGCAGGAAUCCUUGCAGGGAUGCUUGCUAAACAUGACACAGGCACGUGUGUCCGGAUGGGUCUGCUGGCUGCCAGCUUGUCUCUCCGCUCCUAUGAGCCCAUUUCCUCAGAAAUCAGCACUUCCAGUGUCAGCCAGGAGCAAGUCAAGAGCAGGAGCUGGCCAGAGGCAAAGGUAUGGAAGAUGGACUAGAACACUGUGGCUUUCUCAUCUAUCACCUCAUUGCACUUACAGCAAUCCUAUUUUCAAGAACUGGACUGUGUUUUGAGUUUUCAGAACAUUUAUCUGCUUUGGUCCUGAGUAAACCCUCAAGAAAGGAAGUCCCUACCCAGGGAACUUCUGUGGAGUGAAAAGCUGAUUUCUAGUAUUUCAGACCUCCUGGUUUUCUGACCUCCAGGCCUUCUAGAUUUUCUAUUGAGGGAAUUUUCUCUUCCUCCACCUUGUGUCACUGUUGUCCAUUAUCACAGUAGCUCCUCUGUCAUUGACUUCAGGACCAUGUCUCUUCAGCUGGGCCCAGCAGCAACAUCUGCUCUUGCUGCUUACUCUUUCCUAUCUGAGAGGUCCCAUGGAUCACAGCCUGUGACAGAGUGCACCUGGCAGGAACAUGACACUGUAGGAUAACCUCAUCCAUCUUCCCAAGCUGGCCAGCACACACUGCACCUUCUUGCUCUGAAGUCCAAUGCCCCUGGAGAAGUAGGCAAGACAAAGUAAAGAAGAGUGACCAGGGACCAGCUGGUGGCCUUUAAAAGAUGAUAGCCCCUUGUUCCACAUGCCUUCCUCUGAACAUGGGGCUUCCUUCCUCCUUCUUAAGUCCUGAGCGUCAAGUCUGAAGCGAAAGAGAUCAGAGGGAGCCAAGGCAUUUCCCAUGGAAGCCAUGAGGAAAAGUCACCUUCUCUCUCUAAGCACAGGAUGCAACUGCAGGUGCCAACAGAUCAGUGAACACUGAAACUCAUUAAAACUGAUUUCUAGUAGA
Vidua chalybeata is the source of this 4070-nucleotide messenger RNA. RefSeq lists its product as uncharacterized. Gene Ontology annotation, molecular function: pseudouridylate synthase activity; kinase activity. The transcript is spliced from 19 exons. The coding region runs from base 1181 to 3289 and encodes 702 amino acids. The record is from RefSeq and is a predicted model, not a curated record. Lineage: Eukaryota; Metazoa; Chordata; Aves; Passeriformes; Viduidae.